AUGACCGCUCGACCCUACACAAAGCACUUCAUCCCACUCGAGUCUAACCCCGAGAUUUUCACCCAGUUCAUCCAUGCUCUAGGGGUUUCCCCAGUUCUUCGUUUCGAAGACGUCCUAGCGCUAGACGAACCGUCACUGCUUCCACAUCCAGCUCUAGCGCUGAUCCUCACCUACCCUACGCCCAUAGACUACGAAGAACGUCGAGCUGCCGAAGAAGCAGCAGCACAAAAAGAAGAGCGAAGUAGAGAUCGUCAGGAUGUAGAUGUGGUAUGGUUCAAGCAGACCAUUAACAACGCCUGUGGUUUCUACGCCAUACUUCAUGCCAUCAGCAAUGGGGAGGGUAGACACUUCAUCAGACCGAACUCCGUGCUAGCCAACCUCCUUGAAGGAUGUCAAACCCUGGCGCCAGAAGAAUGCGCAGAGAGACUUGAAGCUUCACAGGAGAUUGAGAGAAUCUAUAGCCAGGCUGCAAGAAUGGGUGAGAGUGAAAUCUCCGAGAAUCCGGAGGACGAGGUCGAUUUUCAUUUUGUGUGCUUUGUGAAGGAUGGUUCGGGGAGGGAGAUUCUGGAGCUGGAUGGGGAUAGGAUGGGGCCGGUAAGGAGAGGGCAACUGGCUGCGAGUGAUGAGGAUUUGCUGGGAGAAACUGGCAGGAGGAUUAUGAAGCAGUACUUCAAAAGCGAGGGUGACGGGGGAAACGUUGCGUUCAACUUGAUGGCAUUGAUAGCAGUGGAAAGUUGA
Messenger RNA from Didymosphaeria variabile, 738 nucleotides. RefSeq names its product ubiquitinyl hydrolase 1. Gene Ontology annotation, cellular component: cytoplasm. Lineage: Eukaryota; Fungi; Ascomycota; Dothideomycetes; Pleosporales; Didymosphaeriaceae. The record is from RefSeq and is a predicted model, not a curated record. Bases 1 to 738 code for a protein of 245 amino acids. Gene Ontology annotation, molecular function: cysteine-type deubiquitinase activity. The transcript has 2 exons. Gene Ontology annotation, biological process: ubiquitin-dependent protein catabolic process; protein deubiquitination.